Messenger RNA from Plutella xylostella (diamondback moth), 2970 nucleotides. It is a transcript of the gene Mppe, whose product is annotated as Metallophosphoesterase. Lineage: Eukaryota; Metazoa; Arthropoda; Insecta; Lepidoptera; Plutellidae. The record is from RefSeq and is a predicted model, not a curated record. Gene Ontology annotation, molecular function: hydrolase activity. Gene Ontology annotation, cellular component: endoplasmic reticulum. Gene Ontology annotation, biological process: GPI anchor biosynthetic process.
AAACAAACAACUUCAAGUUUUCAGUGUUUUCUUUUUGAAUUUCUAUUUAUUAUCUUUCAGUUAUCUUAACUGAAACUUUCUGGAUUUAGAUUUGAGAGUACUACGAUAACAGCUAUGUGCAAUCCACCAAACAUCCACAUACAAAUGUUGCUUACAUCAUGAACUUGAGGCGAUUACCGACAGCUCGCCUCCUUCUCCUGGGCGUGGCGGGCGUGGUGGUGUACUGCGAGUGGCUGGUGUACCGGCUCGGGGCGCGGGAGUGGGCCCCGCUGGCCUGCCCCGGGGACGCCGCCGCCGCCGCCGGCUGCACGCGCGUGCUGCUGGUGGCCGACCCGCAGCUGCAGGGGGAGCAGGCCGCCAUGUUCCCGCUCAACUGGCUGUUCAUCUGGGACAGUGACAGAUAUGUGAAGGCUACAUUUCGUGAAGCUCUGCGGCAUGUGCAGCCGGACGUGGUGGUGUUCCUCGGGGACCUCAUGGACGAGGGCUCUAUUGCCACAGAUGAACAGUACGCCAGAUAUGUCAACCGCAUCUUUGACAUCUUUGCUCCCUAUGAUCAUUCAUUUAAACCAUUCUACAUCCCAGGAGACAACGACAUUGGUGGGGAAAAUGAACGAGUAAGAGAAGACAAGAUAGAUCUGUUCAACAAGAUAUUCCUGAGGCCACGGAAGUUAAUUCACAAAGACAUCAUCUUCCUAGAGAUAGAUGGGAUCACCCACGUCAUGCCCGAUGUGGACGAUGACAUGCUGAGUGAGUUCAAGCUGAGGAUAGCUGUAUCACACUAUGGAGUGGCUAGCAGACAAAUGCAAGACAAGUUCCGCCCCCACAUCUACUUCUCAGCGCACACGCACGAGUCUCGCCUCGUCCGUCACCGCGGGGGCAUGGCGCACCGCCAGCAGAGACUGCUGGACAAGACUCUCACUGUGGUGUUCGAUAACGAGACGGUGAAUGAGAUCUUCGUGCCGACGUGUUCGUACAGGAUGGGGACGCGGGAGAUCGGGUAUGGGGCUGCUGUUAUAGAGAAAGACUACACGCAAAUGCGCUACACAGUGCUGUGGACACCAGAGCGCUUCCCCAGUCUCCUCGCGUACGCCGCCAUCGCUGUGCUAGCGGUCUUGCUGGUAGUCAUCAAGGCCAUCAUCAGGGUCAUGGCCAGUAGUAGGAGCUACUAUCAGAAGCUGCAGCACAGUGUGUGAAUGUUGAACUGCGAGUUUCAUAUCUGCUGCCACUGCACGGGUUUGUUAUCGACGUACUAAACUAUAUCACGAUUCGCCAAAAUACGGGGCUGUGAUUGGUGAAUGAAACACGCAUUAAAUGAGUUUAUCGACGUCGAUAACGAACCCGUGUAGCGGCCGCUGAUGACAUAAAAGUGAGAAACUGAGCGUUUUGACUAUGCCAAGUUAGUUUAAAGGGGUGAAUUUUUUUAUAUCAUUUUAUAUGACAUGAUUUGGAAGUACAAAAUUAAAUACUUAGUUACAGUAUGACUUAACUAAAAAGUAUGGCCAUAUUCGAAUAUGAACAACGAAAAAUCUCAACUAGUGUUGUACUUACAGUUACUUACCGUUACUUAGUGUGGUAAGUGCCUUACACUUGGAGUGCGGCACUGCUCACGUAGUGCAACAAACUGCAACUUAGAACUACACAGGGAUAUACAUGGUGGAAAAUAUAGAGGGGACGGAAAAAGGCAUUUUUUGAACGCUCUGUCACGUAAUAUUUCUGUUUCACUGUCCCAUUUAUCAUUUGCACCUUUGUAUUCUCUCUAUCGAUCGUCAUACAAACACGAUGACACCUAUAGCCAGCGGCUUCCCACGAUCGAACUCAGAUCUUCCGUCCGGCACGCUGAAGGGUGUUCCACAUUUACCGUAGUUACCUCUAACCUUAGUUAUUAUUCUCAAUUGGAAUGUCUUUCCAACCAUCGAUUAUCCAGACCAGAGCAUUAUUUAUAUUUUUAUAUACUUACUUACAUAACUAUUGUACUUAAUAUAUGUAUAUUGAGUGUCUCCUACUGCAACGUAUGUACGGGUUACCAGUCUUACUAUGGUUUAUAAUUUCUUUUUUAUUCCAUACAUGUAUUUGAUAUUCUACAUCUAUAGACUAGUACCAUGCAGUCUGUAAUUAUAUUUAUGGAUGAAUAUUUUAAAAUAAAUUUUACGAUUGUUAAGUACUUAAAUCAAAUCUUUUAAUAUGCUUAUUACUAGAGUCUCCGCUUCGAUGUUAGUAAUAAAACAACCAUUUAAACGAAAUUGUAGUUCACAGUUUAUUUCAGGCAUACUUUUAUUUAAUAAAUUCGACGACAUUUAACAUUUUCGGCAAACGUCUAGACAUGAUAUUUAUUGCAUGUAAGAAGUUCAUACAAAAUCAAAGGAACUAUAAAAAAUAUCGAUCAUUCACCUCUUGCCAGGCCAUAAAUAAUUUAAACAUUACAAUACAUAACAGAUAAAUAAUUCGAAACAUGUAUCUUGCCUCUUUGGUUUCUACUAGCUAAAACUUAAUACUAAAAAUAUAUACAAACUUUUCCACUUUUCACUCUCUGAUACAUUUUCCUGUAAAAUUUACUCAUACUAUACACAUUUUCUCAAUAUUUAGCUUUAUUUCACAAACUGAAUGAAGUUUGGAGAACUGAAAGUUACAUGAAAUAAUCGUUUAUAAUUCUCGAUAGAAAAUUCCAAAGACUAGAUAUAUCAGCAGGUGUUUUCUUACAAAUCGGACUUCCACAUACAUUUUACAGAGUUAACAUAGAUUUUCAGUAGCAGAAGAAAAUCUUCAGCCUCACUUUACAACAGAUCCCAGAAUUACACAGGUAGGUACAACAUAGUCACUUCCUAACACAAGCUAAGUCAGAUUCGGAUAAGUAAUCAGCGAUUACAUUACACAGUAACCAACGUUAUUGCAACGACUCUUUGGCUUCACUCCACAAGUCCUUCAAGGUACGAAGAUUCAUAUUUACACUUUUUACACUGGAGUCGCCUCACG